AUGGGGAAGAACGCCCAGCAAAAGAACAAGAAGCGGAAAAGGCAGGAGCUCUCCGCAGCUGCUGUCGCUUCCACCCAUCUUCCCCCGCCUGACUCUGACGAUCCGACCUCGGAUCAACUCAUCUCUCCCGCGGAGCUCCAAUCCACCUUGCUCGUCCUCCGCACGCUCGUCGAGAACCCAGAUGAGCUCUCGGAUCCCUACCUCAAACCGCUCAAGCGGGAUAUACACGAUAUCCACCGUAUCCUCACCGAAGGGACUACCCUCGGCACGUCCCUCACCGCCAAGGUAUCCGCAGCUCUGCAGGAGUCGAGGUUCACCGAUGCCCUCAUCCUGCUAUUCGAAAUGUACACUCGGCGGCUCCCGCCAAAGCUCGGGGCGAUACAGCGGUGGGUGAGGGAGUGCGAUGCUACGUCGGAUGUAGAUGAGGAGGGGGAUCCAGAGGCGAUGCGGUGUCUGGAUAUGAUAUUACGGGUGGCGAGUAUGGGGACUGAGGCGGAGAAGGAGGCGGAUACGAGGGUUGUAAGGGGAACAAAAGCUGUAUGGCGGGCGAGAGAGAAGACUCGAGGAGAGAUCCAGGUGUGGGGGAUGAUGUCGGCGGGAAAACUAUUUGACACUCCACCCGUAUCGCCUUACCCCAACUUCCGCCCAGUCCACCAUGUUCCAGGUCCCCUCCGUCGUCCUCCUAAUCUGUACGAUUCCACAGUCUACGCUUCCGCCCCAUCCGCCAUCUCCCUCUCCCCCUCUCCUCCCACGCCCGCACGCCUCGACGUCCCCGGCGUCCCCGGCGCCUUCAUCAUCCUCGACGUCUUUACCCCUGCCGAAUGCCUACAAAUCGUCCAAGCGGCCUCGGCGAUCGGAUUCGAAUCAGACGAAGCGGCCGAGGGAAGCGCUCGAGCCAAGACGUCUAUCCUCGCCAAGAACUUUGUCUGGCUCGCAGAUAAGCCAUUCCUUGAGCACUUUUACGAUCGGAUAAAGGGGUUCUUCCCUCAGACGGCGCCGGUCGCGGAUGGGGCAGGCGGUGUGGUGAAUGGAGGAGGCAGGCUGAGGGGAAUCAACGCCAGGUUCAGGGUGUAUCAGUAUACCCAGAACCAGGUCUACAGGCCACACAUCGACGGCGCAUGGCCAGCAGCGGGUCUACACCCCGAGACCGGCGAGUACAUGCACGACUCGUCACCGCCCGAUAACCCCCUCUGGUCUCGCUACACCCUUCUCGUCUACCUCAACCAGGAUAUCCCGACCGACACUGGCUGUACGACCUUCUUUCUCCCUUCUCCGGAUCGGAUAGGAAGUAUGGACUCGGUCAAGGUGGCUCCUAUCCAGGGCGCGGUGUUGUGUUUCCCACAUGGCGAUACGCACGGCUCACUCUUGCAUGAAGGUUCAGCGGUCGGGGCGGGGGGCGGCAAAAUCGUCAUCCGGACGGAUCUGUUGUAUGAAGCGAAGGGCUUCGGGGCGUUCAAGCCGCCUGCGAGUGUGGGAGUGAAGCAAGGGGGAAAGGGGGAGGAGGGAGCUGGCGGGUAG
Messenger RNA from Dioszegia hungarica, 1518 nucleotides. RefSeq lists its product as uncharacterized. The transcript has 5 exons. Gene Ontology annotation, biological process: peptidyl-proline hydroxylation to 4-hydroxy-L-proline. The record is from RefSeq and is a predicted model, not a curated record. NCBI's taxonomy places the organism in Eukaryota, Fungi, Basidiomycota, Tremellomycetes, Tremellales, Bulleribasidiaceae. Bases 1 to 1518 code for a protein of 505 amino acids. Gene Ontology annotation, cellular component: endoplasmic reticulum. Gene Ontology annotation, molecular function: L-ascorbic acid binding; iron ion binding; procollagen-proline 4-dioxygenase activity.